CACCGGAGAGAUGAUUGCCAUUGCAGAUCCAUCUGGUGUUGAUGGUCCUUGGAGCUCCUUGAUAAGAUAAUAGAUGUCUGGGUGACACGUAUCAUACAGAGGAAAAAGGGUCGGGCGGGCGGCACCGAACCCGUUUGACUGCGCUUUACGCCUUUAACCCUUAUGUGCUGUCUCCAUCUCUCUUCAUCUCACAAGCCCACAGGACUUCAAACACCUGAUGAACACCAUACCAUAUAAACACGCUUUCUGGUGCUGUGAUCCAGGGUGCUUCACUAGAAAGUAUCAUCCAAAGAUCCAACUAUAUAUAUCUGCCACGAAACACAACAAGGUUGCCUGUCUUACGCUAAAUUAAAUCCUUCAUCAUCAUCGCCAUGGGAAGAGCUCCUUGCUGUGAAAAAAAUGGGCUCAAGAAAGGUCCCUGGACUCCCGAAGAAGACCAGAAGCUCGUUGAUUAUAUACACAAGAAUGGCUAUGGAAACUGGAGAACCCUUCCUAAGAAUGCUGGGCUGCAAAGGUGUGGAAAGAGCUGUCGUCUACGAUGGACAAAUUAUCUCAGACCCGACAUUAAAAGGGGACGGUUUUCAUUGGAAGAAGAAGAGACAAUUAUUCAACUCCACAGUAUAAUUGGAAACAAGUGGUCUGCAAUUGCUGCGCGUCUUCCCGGACGUACGGACAACGAGAUUAAGAACUUUUGGAACACGCAUAUAAGGAAGAAGCUGCUGCGGAUGGGGAUCGACCCCGUGACCCACCGCCGCCGCCUCGAUCUCCUCGACCUCUCGGCCGUGCUGCACAAUUCAUCUCAGCUCUACGGCGGCGCCGCCGCCGGCGAUUCCCAAAUCGAAUUCGGGUCGGGUUUUCUAGGGUUUCAUCCCGCCAUGAUCAAUCCUCACCUGUUGCGACUAGCUGCAGCUGCGUCUUCUUCACUAUACGCUUCUUCUCAACGACGAUCGGAGGAAUUUACUCCGAUUCCGAAUUCCGGCGACAAUUCCGGCCAAAAUCAGAUCUUUCACGGCGGCGAAAUUCUACCACAGUUACUGCAAUCGAAUCAGGAUCUAACUGACUUCCCCAAUUGCCCGCUGAUGCAAUACGACGACGUUUCCGAUUUCCCCCAAAAUCAGGACUGGCAGCAAAUCAGCUGCGGCGAAUUAGGGCUUCCGACGCUGUCGGAAUUUGGUGCUCCGGCGGUGGCUCCAACAUCGUCGUCGGAGCAAUACAACAAUCUCGGCGGCCACAAUUCGGUCUUCUCCAACAUGUCGACGCCUUCGUCGAAUUCAACUAAUUAUUACAAUAAUGUGAACAGCUCAUGUAAUGAAGACGAAAGAGAAAGUAACAGCAGCAGCACUUUGCUCAAAUUCGAAAUUCCCGAUUUUUUGAACGUUAAUGAUUUUAUGUAAGAAUUCAAAUUUCUGUAUAUGAAAUUGAAACACCCACUUGAUAUACUAUAAUUCUUGCCCUUUAA
Molecule: messenger RNA, 1459 nt
Organism: Andrographis paniculata
Lineage: Eukaryota; Viridiplantae; Streptophyta; Magnoliopsida; Lamiales; Acanthaceae
Product: transcription factor MYB102-like
Exons: 4
Coding region: 372-1394 (340 amino acids)
Source: RefSeq, a predicted model, not a curated record